Molecule: messenger RNA, 457 nt
Organism: Prorocentrum cordatum
Lineage: Eukaryota; Dinophyceae; Prorocentrales; Prorocentraceae
Source: the annotation of a GenBank genome assembly
CGUCGUCGUCGUCGUCGUCGUCGUCGUCGUCGUCGUCGUCGUCGCCAGUCCGUCGUCGUCGUCGUCGACGACGUCGGCGACGUCGCCCGACGUCGCCGCCGCCGCUGGUCGCCGGUCGUCGGCCGCCGCCGAAGCCGCCGGAGAGGGCGUGACCCAUGCCAGCGUGGCGGGGCGCUGCGAGGGCGGGGCGGGCGCGGCCUCGUACCUGUGGCCAGACCACGGUGUGUGCCAGAUGACGCUCGCGAGCGCUGAGGUCCGCGCCGAAGUGGCGGGCGCUCUCGCGCAGGUCGUGGCAAACUACACGUACACCAGCGAGCAGGCCACGGCCAUCGAGGACGCCGCCGUCUCCCUGUCGCCCCCAGCUGGCGCCGUGCUCGUGGGCUUCACGGUGCGGCCAGCCGGCGGGGGCGCCUCGCUUGGCGGCAGCGUGCGGCCGCGCGGCGAGGCGGCAGGCGCC